GAAAUAAAAUACAACAUCUCCAGAAGCUACACUGCAGAACAUGUAAAACAGGCCUUUACAUGAGAACCAUUUGAACAAUAAUACAAAUCAUUUCAAAAUGGGCUUUACAUAGAUAUGGACAAAAUGGCUAAUAACGUGCAGAAUAAAAAAGUAGAAUAAAAUUAGCAUCAUAAAAAAGACUUUACUAAAGAUACAAAUGAACAAAUAAUAAUAGUAAUAGAAAUAAUAAUGACGAUAAAGUAUUAUUAUUAUUAUUAUUAUUAUUAUUAUUAAAGUUCAGAGAAUAAUCAAAAACUGAUGACAGGCACAGUAAAUUAAUUCAGAUCAGCAGUAAAGAGCCAAAACAGAAGUGUUUGUACACCAGCCUUUCACAUGCGAAUACUUUGUGUCUUUUUAAACAAAUUAAGCUGUAGUUUGCUUUCCCAUUCAAACACAUGUUUCGUCCAGCACUUUACACUUCUGUGCACGUUUCUUGCAGUCAGGAAAUCAGCUGACAACAUGCUGCUAACUCAGUUAUGCAGUCUGCAUUAAAAACAAAUAGUGCAAUCUAGCUCAGUCCAAAACAAUUCCUCAUUAAAGACAGAAAUGCAUUUCGAAAUGAAAUCAUGCAAAAGUCUGUGUUCAUUUAAGUUUGAAUCAGAGCUUUUUAAAAGUUCUUCAACCCGCUGUAGCUACUACUGACUCUCAGUCUCGCUUUUUGCGCGUUGGGUAACGUAGGCGGAGUUUAAAGUCCCUUUGCUUUCCAAAACAAGAAACGUGUGUCGACACAAGUUACUGCCUCCUGGGAGAAGCGACGCGGUCAGCUGCGAUGAUAUCAUAAAGAGCAUUCCGAUUAAAGAGCAUAGCAAGAUCCUUUUAAUCAAACUGGCGACCAGGGGUGGACUGAGAAGAGAAAUCGGCCCGGGAUUUUACAUAGAAACUGGCCCAAAAACUUGUUGAACGGGGUGGGUUGGGGGUUUGUGUCGCUGCCCCCUUCGGCAUAUCGCGGCGCCGUUUUGUGGCCCGUUCUGCAUAACACGAGGGCUCACUUCAGUUUAUCGCGGCCCAUUCGGCCCGUUUCGCGGCCGGCCCGGUUCUCCCGAGGGCCAGUCCGCCCCUGAUCGGCCCCAAAGUGCGUCGGCCCACAGGGGAAAAUGCCCGAUAUUCCAGAUUACCAAUCCAGCCCUGCUGGCGACACAGCAAUGAUGUCACCGAACAAGUUAUAAAUGAGCAGAAAUUUCUGGGUGGUAUUUCUUCUCAUUGUUCACUGUCCACCUGCCGUAGUUGGGACUCAACGCUGGAAGAGCAUGGACGCUUCUGAAGAGUCCAUAAGAAUGACUUCUGGCCCCCAGAGCAAACCUGCUCUACCUAGUCAGGACACACACACACACCUAGAUGAAAGCCCAUCUGCACAAUCAGGCAGUGGUGCAGUUCUGGUGUUGUGUUCUGUGUCUGUGGCCUGCCUGAGCGGGCUGAUGAUGGGCUAUGAGAUGAGUCUGAUAUCUGGAGCUUUGCUUCAGCUCAGGGAAGUUUUGACCCUCUCGUGCCUCCAGCAAGAGCAAGUUGUCGGGUCUCUUCUGCUUGGAGCCUUCCUUCUCUCCCUGGGUGGCGGCACUAUCCUGGACCGUUAUGGACGCCGCUUCUCCAUCAUCCUUACGGCCCUGCUGUGUGUGUUAGGAACACUUCUGAGUGUGUGUGUGGUAUCGUUCUGGGCACUAGUGGCUGGGCGAAUGUUGGUUGGAAUGGCGGUGGCACUAUCGGGCACUGCAUCAUGCCUGUAUGCAGCGGAAGUGGCACCGGCCACCUGGCGUGGGAGGUGCGUGUGCAUGUAUGAGCUGAUGGUAGUACUAGGGAUGCUGUUGGGGUUUGGGUUGAGCUGGGCUUUUGCAGGUGUUCCAGAUGGAUGGAGGUUUACGUUCAGUGGCGUUCUGCUACCUGCACUGCUGCAAGCCGGCAUUAUGCCACUGUUGCCACGGAGUCCACGCUUCUUACUUGCCCAACGGCAUGAGAAAGAGGCUCAUGCUACUCUCCUCCGUCUUCGUGCAGGAAUCAAAGGAACGGAUACCGUGGAGGAGGAACUUCAGGCAAUUCGCCUGGCUCUUGGGGCAGAAUGCCUGCACGGCUUCCUGGACCUCUUCCGUUCCAGGGACAACAUGCUUCACAGACUACUUAUUGGUGCUGCACUGGUUUUUUUGCAGCAGGCAACAGGACAGCCCAAUAUUUUGGCAUACGCAUCAACUGUUCUCAGCAGCGUUGGCUUCCAUGGGAAUGUGGCAGCGACUUUUGCCUCUACAGGGUUUGGGGUGGUUAAAGUGGGAGGGACCAUUCCAGCCGUGUUUCUAGUGGACAAAGUGGGGCCUAAAGUGCUCCUGUGUGUUGGAACUGUUGUCAUGCUGUUGUCAACUGCAACACUGGGGGCUGUUACCAUGCAGAGUCGAACUCAUGUUUCCAGCCUAUGCCAGGUCCCCAUGAUCAAAGCAAACCUCACUUUAUCCGGGAUAGGAGAUGAGACUGAUAUCCAGACAAACACGCUACUUGGCUGGUACCGGCCCACCCCAUCUCACCAUGAACUUCAAACCAGCCACAGAAUAAAUCCUUACCUUAUUAGUAUUAAUGACACUAAGGACCAUUGGAUUUUAAACCACACUAAUGAUCAUAGGACAGCAUUUGUGGACCCUAUGGAACCGGCCAAGGGUUCUGAGAAAGACAGUUUGAAAGUUCAGUCUGUUUCUGUUAAUGAGGUAUCACCCUCCCUGAAAUGGAUUUCACUGGUCAGCCUGCUGGUAUAUGUUGCUGGAUUCUCCAUCAGCUUGGGACCAAUGGUACAUGUGGUUUUGAGUGCCAUCUUCCCGACUGGCAUCCGAGGAGAAGCUGUAUCCGUCAUCUCUGCCUUCAACUGGGCUACAAAUUUGCUCAUAUCGAUGACCUUCCUUACCCUGACAGAGAGGAUCGGUUUGGCCAGCGUGAUCUUCUCCUAUACUGCUAUGAGCUUCGUGUUGGUGGUGUUUGUGAUUGUAUUUCUGCCAGAGACGAAAGGCAGAUCACUGGAACAGAUUUCUAAGGAGCUUGCAAUGAAGAAUCACCUCAGCAGCACGCUGUUGUGUCACAGAAGACAACAGGAGGCUAAAACACAAUCCUCACUGGAGGAAAAAGCCCUUGCAGCUGUUUGACAUUUCACCCAAAUGAAAAGUGGAAGAGCAAGAUGAAAUUUGCAAGCGAUUGUUUUUGUUCAGACAACUGAAAGGACAACUCAUGAACAAAGAAUCUGAGAGAUAACACUGAUUGUUGUUGUCAUGGUGAUAAUAAUUUAACUUAACAAUAUACCUUCUUGUGGCAUGAAAGGUCAGUUAAGAAGAGUUUAUUAAAUCAAUUUGAUUUACCGGUAUUUGUAUUUUUAAAAAGCAUUUUGGUAACACUUUACAAUAAGGUUUCAUUUGUUAAUAUUAGUUAACGUGAACUAACAAUGAACAAUAUUUUUAAAGCAUUUAUUAAUCUUAGUUCAUGUUCAUUUCAACAUAUAACACAUUUUUAAAACCAAAAGUUGUAUAUGUUAACAUUAGUUAAUGCACUAUGAACUAACAAUGAACAAUUUUAUUUUUAUUAACUAACAUUAAUAAAUUAUGUAAAAAAAGAUAUUUUUCAUUGCUAGUUCAUGAUAGCUAAUGCAUUAACUAAUGUUAAUGAAUGGAACAUUAUUGUAAAGAGUUACCUGCAUUUUUAAAACACUGUAGUUUUGGUAUUGACAGGCCUUUGUACACUCACUGUUUUGAGACUCUUUGAAAAUUAUGCAAAUAUGAUAACACGCCAUUACAAAUAUAAGCCAAGUUCUGUGGCACAACCACAUAGUAUUUGUGUGCUGGGCACUGCUGUGGUCAGCCACAAAAGGUGUGUCUACCUGGCGUGAGAUGACUUAAUAGAACUUUGGUUUUCGAUUAUAUAAUAUAAUGUAAUAGUAUAAUACAAAAUCUUUGUUCAUUAAGAAAUCCACAUGAUCUCACUCUGUUAAAACAACGAUGAAUAUGUACUGUAUGUGUAAAAGUAGCAUUAAAGUAAUACUGGAACAUUCCUUCUUUUAAAGAUGCACACACACACAAAAAUAAAUAUAUAGAACAUUUUCACUUAA
Myxocyprinus asiaticus (Chinese sucker) is the source of this 4102-nucleotide messenger RNA. Its product is annotated as solute carrier family 2, facilitated glucose transporter member 12-like. The transcript has 6 exons. Gene Ontology annotation, biological process: transmembrane transport. Gene Ontology annotation, cellular component: membrane. Gene Ontology annotation, molecular function: transmembrane transporter activity. The record is from RefSeq and is a predicted model, not a curated record. Bases 1206 to 3149 code for a protein of 647 amino acids. Lineage: Eukaryota; Metazoa; Chordata; Actinopteri; Cypriniformes; Catostomidae.